UCCUUGUCAAAGGUAGUUGUGUUUUUAUUUCCUCUGAAAGCAUCAGUACCUUAAACGUACUUGUCCAGGAUGAUAAAUGGAUAUCUCAGGAGAGACUAGAGCGGUGAAAAGUAUUUGAUCCAAUUCUUUAGCUUGCGUUCAGGAGAUAAGGAUUAGUUAUUGUAUUAUAGUUGCCGGAAUCUGAUCAGAGCCACAUCUGUUAUUUAUCAAAAUACCAUCUGCUUUCAUUGAGCAGGGCCUAUGUUAUUUGUAUCCAACAAUUUUCGUUUGUAAACUGGCCAAGUUGGCAUUCCGUGAAUCAAACUCGGGGUUCUCUCGCACUGUCAUUUAUAUCUUGUUAGGUUAAUGCAUUUUAUUUGGGUUUCAACCAGCUCCGAAAUUUUUUUGUCGACCUGGUUUAGUCGCUCAAAGUGUAGUAAGUUUCCUAGUGAACUGAAUUUAAUUUAUAUGUGAUAUGUUCAUGGCCGACCAUUGGAAUGUACCUGAGGUGGCUCAGUGGUUAAAGAAGUUCAUGUAAUGUUUUUAGUACUCUUGUUUUGCUUUGUAGGCUAUAUGGUGGAGCUUGAAGCUGAAGUUGCAAAGAUAGAAAGAAGAGAGGAAAAGUUACUAAGGAAGCCGGCAAUAUGUAGGAAUUACAGAAGAAUCAGGAGAUGGAGAUAAUGAAUCUUCAAGGAAGCCAACAUAAAAGCUGUGGAAGAUACUGUCAAAUAUAGAUCAUGCUCAUACUUGGUUUCUAUAGAUAAAUCAUUCUAAUUAUAAUGUUUAGUUGAACUGUGUUCUCAUCUUUUAUCAAAUUGUAACCUCUCUCUCUAUACAUAUAUACAGGAUCAUCAGAAUCUCUUUGCUUAGAUAUUGCUAAAGCUUAAC
Arabidopsis thaliana (thale cress) is the source of this 867-nucleotide messenger RNA. RefSeq lists its product as uncharacterized. Bases 517 to 660 code for a protein of 47 amino acids. The transcript has 3 exons. Lineage: Eukaryota; Viridiplantae; Streptophyta; Magnoliopsida; Brassicales; Brassicaceae. The record is from RefSeq and is marked reviewed.